AUGCCGUCUGUUUCAGCCCUGUCGGCCUAUACGUUUACAAACUUAGGACCACUCACCACUACUUUCACGCCACCUGCCUCUUGCCAAAGUGUUGACCCCUUGAAUGUCUUUAUUGCCCAGUCCAGCCUUCCAAAUGUCUGGUUAUAUGAAGGCAGCUGUGGCAUCAACUCCGAUUAUUGGAGUUGCAACCCCACCGGCACGAUCACCGAUUUACCGUCCGUCACUUCGUAUGAUAAUCACCCGAGCAAUGUAUAUCAGCGGUAUUACUACUCUCCGGGUCUAUACUGCCCGUCGGGAUGGCACGAAGUCGGGGUUGCUUCGCGCGACGGAACCAAGCCGGUUAACUGGACGGGGAUCUUUGGUCCCGCCACACCCCUUCCGACAACCGACGCCUUUUUCGGGUUUAACUCGCCCGCAAAUGUGCUGAUGCAGUUACUAGACCCAAGCGAAACAGCGGUCAUGUGCUGUCCUAGCUCUAUGACUGCACAAGAGCCAAUGGGCUGUUAUUCUACACUCAGUGACUAUAAGUUUUCGACAGGCUGUAACCGCGGCUUGCCGAUCGCGGAUGUCUCGGCAGACAUGAGUACUGAGAUCUGGUUCUACGGUAUCACGGUCGAAGGAGAGCUACAAACCUUCGUGUCAGACCUUCCCAUUACGCAAACUUCACAUUACAGUAUCGCACCAAGCGAAACAUCUGCCCUUAUUGCCGUGACAUCAGGCUAUCCCAUUACGCUCGUGCAUCAACCCACGGAUCUAGGCACGACUAAUGCGGCAGCAAGACUCAAUUCACGAUCAUCAACGUGGGACGGACUUGUUGGCGUUCUUGGGGUGACUAUAUCAGCAAUGGUCUUGGGAGCAGCGAUUAUUUUGCCGUGGUAG
Penicillium lagena is the source of this 879-nucleotide messenger RNA. RefSeq lists its product as uncharacterized. Lineage: Eukaryota; Fungi; Ascomycota; Eurotiomycetes; Eurotiales; Aspergillaceae. The transcript has a single exon. The record is from RefSeq and is a predicted model, not a curated record. The coding region runs from base 1 to 879 and encodes 292 amino acids.